ACUUGCAUGUGAACAGGACCAGCCGCUGACAAGCUAUCUCCUUAAGCAAGGUCGUGGUUUGGACACAUGACCUGGCAGCCGCAGCAAUAAAAGCCCGUGUUCGGCUCUGCCAGGUCCACACCAUUGGACAUUAUGAGGGGGCUGCUUGCAUUCGCCGCACUGUUUGUGGCUGUUCUUGCCAAGGAUACAUUUGAGGGACAUCAAGUCCUUCGAAUCAUUCCGAAGGAUGAUGUCCAGUUGUCUCUUAUCAAGGAGUUGGAGGAGAUGGCAGAGUUUGAGUUGGACUUCUGGAGGGGGGUGACUAAUGCCGGCACUCCUGUGGAUGUCAGGGUUCCCUUCCAUGGCCUGCACUCUGUCAAAAUGUACCUCAAGUCCCAGGACAUUGAGUUCUCCAUCAUGAUUGAAGAUCUGCAGCUGAUGCUGGACGAGGAGCAGGAGAAGAUGGCGUCUGCUGCUCGUGUUGCUAUGCCCAGAACUACUGAUAGCUACGACUACGCCAACUAUCACACCCUCAGUGACAUCUACAGUUUCCAGGACAUGCUGGUGGCUGAGAAUCCCAACAUGGUCAGCAAGAUAGUGAUCGGUCAGAGCUACGAGGGCCGCCCCCUGAAUGUGCUCAAGUUCAGCACUGGUGGAACCAACCGCCCCGCCAUCUGGAUCGACACAGGUAUCCACUCCAGAGAGUGGGUCACUCAGGCCAGCGGCACCUGGUUUGCCAAGAAGAUUGUCACUGACUAUGGACAGGACCCCGCCCUCACUGCCAUCCUUGACAAGAUGGACAUCUUCCUGGAGAUUGUGACCAACCCUGAUGGAUACCAGUACACCCAUACCUCCAACCGUAUGUGGCGUAAGACCAGGAAGCCCAACCCCUACUCUAGCUGUGUUGGAGUCGAUCCCAACAGAAACUGGGAUGCUGGCUUUGGAGGACCUGGUGCCAGUAGCAACCCCUGCUCAGAGACCUACUUUGGACCCAGUCCUCACUCUGAGUCUGAGGUCAAGUCCAUUGUUGACUUUGUGAAGUCUCACAACAACAUCAAGGCCUUCAUCUCCAUCCACUCCUACUCUCAGAUGCUCCUGUACCCCUAUGGUUACACCACCCUUGCAGCCCCAGACAAGACUGAGCUGCACAAUCUGGCUAAGAAAGCCAUCACUGACCUGGCCUCCCUGUACGGCACCAGGUACAAGUACGGCAGCAUCAUCGACACCAUCUACCAAGCUAGUGGUGGCACCAUUGACUGGACCUACAACCAGGGUAUCAAGUACUCUUACACCUUCGAGCUGAGGGACACUGGCUACUACGGCUUUGUCCUGCCUGCCUCCCAGAUCAUCCCCACCGCCAAGGAGACCUGGCUGGCUCUCAUGGCCAUCAUGGAUCACACCUUCAAGAACCCAUACUAGUGUGUGAGCAUGUCAAAGCCCAAAUCCCUGUGGAGACCUCCUUGUUGGCAAGUGUCACCUGUAAAGUGUUCCAGACUAAAAUAACUCUCACUGUCAUACUCAGUGACUCUGUUGAUACCUGGAGAACCGCAGGCAGACAAAUAAACGAGCACAUUGAAAGACUAAA
Mugil cephalus (flathead mullet) is the source of this 1564-nucleotide messenger RNA. RefSeq names its product carboxypeptidase A5 (gene cpa5). NCBI's taxonomy places the organism in Eukaryota, Metazoa, Chordata, Actinopteri, Mugiliformes, Mugilidae. Bases 133 to 1398 code for a protein of 421 amino acids. The transcript is spliced from 11 exons. Gene Ontology annotation, biological process: proteolysis. Gene Ontology annotation, molecular function: zinc ion binding; metallocarboxypeptidase activity. The record is from RefSeq and is a predicted model, not a curated record.